This is a messenger RNA of Onychostoma macrolepis, 4611 nucleotides long. Its product is annotated as neuronal pentraxin-2-like. The record is from RefSeq and is a predicted model, not a curated record. Lineage: Eukaryota; Metazoa; Chordata; Actinopteri; Cypriniformes; Cyprinidae. The transcript has 5 exons. Bases 410 to 1987 code for a protein of 525 amino acids.
UGAGAGAUAUGGUUAGACCGACGCAGACCCUUCUUGUAUCCUGCAGACUUGCUUUCCUAAGCACUCCAGGUAUUUUUUCAGACAAGGCUAUAUGAAGUCUAGCUCACAUUGGUCUGACAUGAGGCGGGUGCUGCCUCCAACUCCCUCGCAAGUGCAGCCCACCCCUGAUGUGUAAGCUAAGCCCCCACCUCUUGUUGUCCCCACCGUAAUACCGAGAUGGAGACAUUAAGAGACUCGUCCUGCGCGUGAACAGGCACAUUACAGAAGCUGCUGAUUUCUUGCGUUGAAUUUACUGAUGAACUUCAUUCACUCUUAAGGUCCAUAUCUCCCUUUUAUCUUUUGUUUCUUAUCAUCACUGAUUUUUUUGACCGCCACCCUGAAGUUCAUCGUUGUCAUUUUGGCCGCCGGGAUGGUGGCGUUUAUCGGAGCGGUUAUAUGCAUCAUCGCCGCGGUUCACAGCGGAUCUCCACCGGCAUCCGCGGCCGCAGCGCAGCCCCUGGCUGACAACCAUUCACUCUCACCGGACGCAACCGGGAAGGCGUUCUCCACCGGGUCCGUGGCCCGAGCAGGACCUCUGGACGCUCUUCACGGUACUGAUGUGACCAGCAGGGAACGAGGAGGACCGGAGGCGCCAACCUUCUACGGUUUAACGGGACUAGGGACCGGAGGCAGCGAGCAGCAGGUCACCUACAGCAGACUCAUCUGCACCCCUGUCCCCGCCGGUGAGUGCAACCCCAAAAACUUUCAGCAACAAGCGGACGACCCGUCGUUAUACGCGGGAGAGGACUGGGGGUACCUGCGCACCACCGCCGAGGAGCUCCGGCAGACCGUCCUGCAGCAGAAGGAUGAGAUCCUCACGGAUCAGAGAACCAUACGGGAGCUAACGGGAAAGCUCUCGGAAUGCGAGAGUGGCUUGAAGGGACGCAGGGUCCCGGAAAGGAGCGCGGGACUUGGGGAUGCGCGGAAAGAGAAUAAGGAGCAACUCAUGAUGCGGGACGAUGCGGGGUCCUCGAUGCGGACCACUCAUGCGAUGGAGGACCUGGUUCAUGCCAUAACUCAAAUGAAAGACCGCAUUGAGAAACUGGAGUCUGAAAUGGCACCACCAGCGUUCAAUCACACAGACACAAGCUCACAGAAAGCAGCAGGUGCCGCUCGUAGGCCAGUGACUGCUGCACAGAGACGAGUGGAGGAUCUGGAAGGAGAACUGAAGAGAAAGAUAAAACUGCUGGAGGAAGAGAGGAAAGCGCUGCGUAAAGAGACACAGAAACAUCAAGAGCAUAUUGACUAUGGACUGGACACUGUACACCAGCGGAUAAGCAGCCUGGAGAAAGGUCUCUCUGAGAACAAGUUUCCAGUGGGUUACAGGCUCUCGUUCCCUGUACGCAGCACAUCCAUGUAUGCCACUGUAAAGCAGGACAUCCCAGCCCUCCACUCUCUGACUGCCUGCAUGUGGAUCAAACCGGCAAAGAGCAUCUUGGGAACAGUAAUUUCUUAUGCUAUUACUGACCAGAGCCACGAAUUUGUGCUCCAGCAGUUGGUUCAUGGACCCAUUGAGCUCAUCAUUAAUAAUGAGGUGGCGUCGUUACCUCUGAACUUAACAGUGGGCAGAUGGCAGCAUAUGUGUGUGAGCUGGAGCCGGAGAUCUGGAGCGUGGCAUGCCUACUUAGGGGGCAAACUAAAGCUUGAAGGAAGUGACCUGGCAACCCGUCACAGCAUCCGACCGGGAGGAACUCUCAUACUUGGCCAAGAACAGAGCUCAGUGGGCGGUCUUCGUUUCGAGGCGUCGCGGGCUAUGGUGGGAGAGCUGUCUGAGUUUAACAUGUGGGACCGGCCGCUUUCACACAUGGAGCUCUCUGCUCUUGCCCACUGCAGCACGGGGAUGCUGGGUAAUGUAGUCCCAUGGACCAGCCGUGAGGUGGAGGUUCUCGGAGGCGUCACCAAGCAACCAGCCGAUCAUUGCGAGCAUCGCACAAGCGCCAGACAGUGAUGGGCUCCUGAGGGAUCGUUUAAGGGUCAGAGAGUCAAAGAUGGUGUUCAGAGAUAGCAAAGAUUGAUCAGAGAGCAAAACACCACACCAUGGUCAUAUUGAUUUCUUUAAGGCAGAGUUUUUUGUUAGUGGUGUUUGCUGAAACAUGCCUAACUAUCAUUACUGUUCAGGGUUAGAGAUUUGAACAAACCCUAAGUGUUAAACAAUAGUGCAUAACUCGUCCCACACCAUUUGUGCUAUAUGAACAAGAAUCAUACCUCAAGUCAUCUGGCUUGUUGAGGAGAUCUGUGCUCUUAUUUUUCUAAGCAAUCAAACCUGUGGUUUUCACUUGGCAGAUGAUAAAAUGGGUGCAAAUAUUCUAGACUUAAAGGGACAAGUCAGCUAAAAAUGAAAGUUCUAUCAUCAUUUGCUCACUCUCAAGUUGUUCCAAAGCUGUAUGCAUUUCUUUUUUCUGUUGAACACAAUAGAAGAUAUUCCGAAAUAUGUGUUUAAUUGACUGUAUUUUUUUCCCACACUAUGGAAGUCAAUGGCUACUAGCAACUGUCUGGUUACGACAUUCUUUAAAAUAAAGAAAUUCAUACAGGUUUGGAACAACUUGAAAUUUGGGGGGGAACUGUUCCUUUAAGUGGUAGCGUUUACCAUUGUUUGGUGAUUUUUUUUAUUAAUUUUUUUUUUAUUAUUUAUUUAUUUUAUUUUUUGCAAGAUUCGCAGAUUUCACAACAGGCUCAAAUUGGUCAUGUGGAUUCGCUGCGUUGACCAAAAGAAAGCUGAUUAGUUUGAAAGUGACUUCUGUGUGAGGUGGUCUUCAUGCUGUUUACAAUGGAUCUUUUUUUGCCAGUGAAAGUUCAAGUUUUAUGUGACCACACCUUUACUUAAACAAGCCACAUCUAGGGACCAGAAUAUCAUAUCCAGUAUCACAGGAUCCUUUCCACAUAGCAAUGUCCAAACCACCUUAGCAAUAUGCUGAAGACAUUCAGAACAGUUUAGCAAUCUCUUUUGCAUAGUGGUGAGUUUUGCGUGGGAAAGUAUCUCUCUGUUUACAUUAUUUACAUCGUAUUUACUAGUUAUACCUUGUUGAACAUCUGAGUGGCAAGCAUCAGUGUAAACAUGUGGGAUAUUCAGGCUCAGUGCCUGAUAAAAGGAUUUUUUUUUUUCCCACAGUUCAAAGCAAAUAUUUGCAUACUCAUUCAGAUUUGUUGUUAUUUAUACAGUGUAUUUGAUUGAAAUUAGUUUAGAAAAAACACACUCACACAGCUGGGAAGCUGGUUGCUUUUAGUCUGCCGUUUUUUAUACCAGGGUUUUAUUUUUUAAUUUUUUUGUAUGUUUGAUCUCUUCAAGUUUUUUUUUUUUCUCUCGAUGUUUUUGAAUCACACUGUUUCUAUGGUGAUCACUCCAGCAGACUGAAUCCUAUUGGUCAGACCAGUCCUGGUUGAAUUCUUCUCCAUUAAAAUCCCUUUAACACCAUCAGAAUCACAUCAAAUUAAAAUGAACAGACCGAAAAGGGAGCAGUUGAAGAAGGCAUUUGGCCAGAUGAAUACUCCAGCAAUAUUUCAUAGAAUAACUACAUUAACCUUUAAAGCCAUGGUUUUGAAACCCUUUACAAUGUGGUAUAUACAAUAACAUGCUUUCUGAGAACUCUUUUCAGUGUUAAACGUAAUCUGCAAAUCUCUACAUACAAACAAAUAUCUUCUCAUGCUGAGAAAUUAGCAUGUAUAGCCUAUAUAGAUUUAUACAAAAAUCUACUCAACAAAAAAAUAUAUGUAAAUAAAACCGCAAACAUUCCGUAUGAUGAAUGUAUAAUACUCACCAUUAUAUGUACAUUCCACCGUCUAUCUAUCUCUCUUCAUAACUGUGCCUGAAUAGGCAUCUCGGAGCUUAUGUAAAUUACGCUGCACAUAUGAUAUGCUUUAUGUGGAUUAUACUCAAUGUAUUAUUUAUGUGUAAAAUGUAGCAGGCUGGAAAAUGCCUGCUUUGUGGCCUUGUCAAACACAAGAAUGUUGUUCCAAAUGCGCAAUCAUAGUAUAUAUACAGUAUAUAUAUAUAUAUAUAUAUAUAUAUAUACACACACACACACACUGAUGGUCAGAACUGAGAUUAUUAUGGAUGUGGUUUAAUUUUGCAAACAGUUGUUUUAUAAGCAUGUGGUUUGAGAUUCCACGGCCAUUUGAUUGAACGGCACAAGAUCAUCAUAAUGGUUUGGAAUUGUGUUUUUAAAAGUGUUUCAGCACUAAAUAUAUCUUCUUUCGGAUAGUGUAUUUGCUGUUGUUAGUGCAACGCCUGUUUGUUUGCAUUCAGUGGUCAUUUUGUGAUGUUCAGUUCUCUUAAUGUACAUGAGCAAUCUUUAAAUUGUAUUCAGAAAGAGUGGUUUUCAAAUGAUUGUUACCUUUUCUGGAAUAUAUUUGUUUUUGAAUGAAGAAAUGACUUGGAAGUUGGAUAUAAAGUUCUCUCAUUUUGCUUGAACAUUUUUCUACACUGAGGAUUUACUCAUUUACAUUUUUUAAAAAUCUCUUCUUCUAUCCUGUAAUGCUCAUUUCUUGCAUUCUGUCUUUGUCUGUGUUGAAGUGGAGAUCAAAUGUGUUCAAAUCUAAGAUGAAAAUGAGAAUUAAAAUAUAUAACACACUGAA